This is a messenger RNA of Ailuropoda melanoleuca (giant panda), 6950 nucleotides long. RefSeq names its product 60S ribosomal protein L38-like. Gene Ontology annotation, molecular function: structural constituent of ribosome. The transcript has a single exon. The record is from RefSeq and is a predicted model, not a curated record. Gene Ontology annotation, cellular component: ribosome; cytosolic large ribosomal subunit. The coding region runs from base 414 to 626 and encodes 70 amino acids. NCBI's taxonomy places the organism in Eukaryota, Metazoa, Chordata, Mammalia, Carnivora, Ursidae. Gene Ontology annotation, biological process: protein-RNA complex assembly; translation.
CAGAGAUGAUUUUUUUUCUUCAUGUCUUAUUUGUCCUAUAUGUUGCAAUACAGUAGAUGUAACAAGAAAUAUUAUGUAUAAUUUAUGUUAUUAUAAUAUAUUAGUGGCUGUGGUUUAUUAUACUUAGAACUAAGGGACUUUUCAUAUGGAUAUUUAUUUUUCUUUCCCGUAUUUGAAGGACUGGGUUAUACUGCCCAUAAAAGUAAUCACAGAAAUGACUUGCUGCGGAGGAAGGUAACAUCUGUGUUCAUACAGUAAAUGAGUGUGGCCUGUUUCUCUGAUGGAAUGUCUAACACUUGACAGUACUGGUCUCAAAAAGUUUAUUGAUAAUUGUAAAUAACUUUAUUUAAAAAUAUACUGGGUACGUCUUUUGAGUGGUGCAAGCUGCAAACUCCCCUGCACCGCUCAUAGCUAUGCCUGACAAAAUGGAAGAAAUCAAGGACUUUCUGCUCACAGCCAGGCUAAAGGAUGCCAAAUCUGUCAAGAUCAAGAAAAAUAAGGAUAAUGUGAAGUUUAAAGUUUGCUACAGCAGAGGCUUUUAUACGUUGGUCAUCACAGAUAAAGAGAAGGCAGGGAAGCUGAAGCAGUCUCUUCCCCCAGGUUUGGCAGUGAAGGAGUUGAAAUGAACCUGGCACAGUGAUUUGAACUGUAUUAGAAUUCUUUAAAAAAAAAAAAAAAUACACCGGCUAGUCUAGAACGGCUGGAUGGCAGUGGAAGGUUUGCUAGAGGUUUUUUGUCCUUCGCUUUGUCAGAAACCUCUUCUCAGUAGUGUUGAAAUAAAACCAGGAAUAGUUGAAAAUUUUUCCUAACCACUUGCGGUAUUGAGUGUGGAAUUUAUUUAUGAUUCUCCUCAAUGAGAAAUGUUCAGAGGCCUACCAAAGGAGGAAAGAGGCAUGUUUACAGGUCUCCUGCAAAGAUAAUAUUUAUAGUAUUAUCUACUUUGUACAAACCUAGUUCUAAAAAUACUUUUAAAAAUUGUCAAGUAAAAUAAUCAUCAUAAGGAAAUAUUUGAAGCACAUUUUGGUGUAACAGUAAAUGAAAUUUGGUGACUUACAGAUAAUUUAAUAUUACUAAAAUUGCUUUAAGGUGUGGUUUUUCUUUUGAAAAAGAUGAUCAUGCAUACUUUGACUUAAUUUUACUCAAGAAUAUUACAAAAAUUAAAAGGAAAGGAAGUUUGUGUUUCACUUGUAAUCUGCACAUGGGCCAAUUUAUUUGUGAGCAGAUUAAUUGAAGGAACAUACAGAUUUUAAGUCUCUAUUUUAUCAGGAUUUACUUAGUAGUUCAGUGACUCUUUGGUGAGUCACUUAAGUUUUGAGCUUUUGUUUUCUCAUUUGUAUAACAGGAAUGGUAAAUAAGUACACCUUUUUACCUCACAGAAUCAUUUUAAGAACCAUGUAAGAUGUGAAGACUGCUUAUAAGCUCCAUAGGGCAAGGUACAUAGUGAUGCCAUUCAUGUUAUUUUAACUAAAUUGAUAAAUUAUCUACAUGUGGCUAUUAAUACAUAUUUCAUCUUUGGGGAGAAAAGUAAUUUUAUUUAGCUAUAUUUAAGGGUAAUUUAAAGGCUUUAAAAUUUUUAUGGAUACAUAAAUAUUAAUACAAUGUAUAGAUAUUCAGAGGAAAGUUAAACUGACAAAAAGUAUUUGAGGCAAAAAGACAAAGGUUUGGUGUCUGAAAAAGAUUUUAUCGUAACCAAGUGAUACUUUCUGCAAAUUAAGCACCUUCCUUGUAUACCUUUUUCUGUCUCCUGUUUGUGAUAACCUCCUAAGUUCUUGAACAUAUUUAAUAGCUUUUAUGGAUGAGACUGAAGGUAACUGAAUUGCCAGCAUUUUCCCUAAAAGGGAGGAGUAAUUUGCUAAUCUUAAUUUUUUUUCAAAGCAGUUUUUGGUUUAUUUGUGAAACAUAGAGAAAAAUAUUUUCAUUUUCCCAUUUAGGAAGUAGUAUAGACCAAGCAUGCUGAAGUGAUUUCCUAAAAUACUUCCUGUGUUUCUUUCUAGUACCCACUGAGAGGGUUGUUGUGAGGAUAUGUUUAAAGCACUAAAGAAACAAGAUGGAAAGAAACAGAACAACAUAAAAAACAAGUGUAACACAACCAGAUGAUUUAACAUAUGUAUAAUUGGAGUCCCUAAGUGUUAUAGUCUGAAUGUUUGUUCCCCCAAAUUUCAUGUUGAAAUCCUAAUGCCCAAUUUGAUGGUAUUAGGAUGCGAAGUGUUAGGAUGGUGCUGAGGUCAUGAGGGUGGAACCUUCAUGUGUGGAAUUAAUGCUUAUAUAAAAGAGAUCCUCAGAAAGCUCCUGAGCCCCUUUCACCAUGUGAGAAUACAGCAGGAAGUCUACAGCACAGAGGAGGGUUCUCACAAGGUCAUGCUGGCACCUUGAUCUCAGACUUCUGGCUUCCAGACUGUGAGAAAUUUCUGUUGUUUAUAAACUGUCUAGUCUACGGUAUUUUGUUAUAGCAGCCAAGCAGAUUAAGACAUUGAUGAAAAGGAUAGGGGAAAGGGGUAGAAGCAAUAUUUGAAGAAAUAAUGGCUAUUUUUCAAAACUGUUGAGACCACUGAUGGAGGAAGCUCAGUGAACCCAAAACAGUAUAAAUAACAAACACUUUCCUUAGUGUUUUGGAAACUUUUUCAUAGUGCCACUAAGCCAAAAGAAAUAAUUAAUAAUUCUAUUUAUUAAGUAGUUAACAACUAAUAGUAGGAGUUUGUAGUACUGUGUCUGCCUGCUAUUGCUAUGUUUCCCUCAGCACUAGUUCUAGAUCACAGUGCUAAAACCCACAUAUCAACAGAAUAAUCUUAAAAACAGAAGGGGGAAAAGACAUGUUAGUUACACAGUAAUAAUAAGAAUUUUCAAAGAUGACUUUUUAACCGACUAAGUCAGAAGACAGUGGAAUGACACCUGUAAAGCGCUGAAAGAAAAAAUUGAUAACCAGUAAUUCUGUACUCGGUGAAAAUAUCCUUCAGAAACAAAAAUGAAAUAAAUAUAUUCUUGGAUAAACAAAAGCUGAGAGAAGUAAUCAGUGGCAUACCCACAGUUCAGGAAAUAUUAAGGAAGUACACCAGGCUAAAGAAAAAAAUUCUCCCGUAGAAGCAGGAUAGAAUGAAGAGUACUGGAAUAGCUAAAUAUGGUGGUCAGGGUUGUUAAUUGCUUAAACCAAUAGUUUUGUUUUUUUAAAGAUUUUAUUUAUUUGACAGACAGCCAGCGAGAGAGGGAACAUAAGCAGGGGGAGUGGGAGAGGAAGAAGCAGGCUCCCAGUAGAGGAGCCUAACAUGGGGCUUGAUCCCAGGAUCCUGGGAUCAUGCCCUGAGCCGAAGACAGACGCUUAAUGACUGAGCCACCCAGGUGCCCCUUAAACCAAUAGUUUUAACAAUUUCUAAUAUUCCAUUGGAAAUGUUAUAUUGGAAAACAGUAUAACACGUAGAAGAAAUUAUAUGAUAGCAAUAGCAAAAAGAGGAAGUAAAUAGAGUUAAAUUAGAAGAAUCUCUUAUUUGUAUGGGACAUGGUAAAAGUACUACUAAUUUAAGAUAGAAACUAAAGAUGCAUUUUUGUAUCUUUUACAGUAACCGCCGAAAGAAUGAUGCUAAAAGAUAAGCCUAUAGAGUACACAAAAUAAAAUAAUAAAUAUUUGAGUAGAAAGGGAAGGAAAGGAAGAACAAAGGACAGAAUGAGGGGACAAAUGGAAAAUAAAUAGAUGAUGGACUUAAACUCAACUACAUCAGUAAUUAAAUACAAAUGGACUAAAUGUUUCCAUUAUAAGACAUUAUCAGGCUGAAUCAAAAAAGCAAAGCCCAACUAUAUGCUGUUUACAAAGCAUAAACAGAAGUUCAGAGUAAAAAUAUGGGAAACAAUGUACCAUGAUGCACAUGUUAACUAAGAAAUGGCUUGUGUGACUAUAUGAAUGGGAGAUACAGUGGCUUUAGCCAAGAAACAUUAUUGGAGAUAAAAAGGAAUAAUGUUAAAAGGACGAAUUCAUUAGGAAGAUAUAACAGUUCUAAUUUGUAUACACCUAAUUACAUAGCUUCAAAAUAUGUAAAGCAAAAACUGAGCUAAGAGGAAAAACAGACAAGUCCACAAUUGUUGUGGAUUAAAUAGACCUCUCUGAUAGAACAAGUAGACAAAAAAUCUGUAAAGAAAUGAACAGUGACCUUUACCUCACACCAAAUACAAACGUAAUUGAAAAUGGUUAAUGGUCUUAAAUUGUGAGGCUGAAAAUAUAAAACUUGAAGAUGAAAAAUAUAGAAAAAAUAUUUGGGAUAUACCACAAAUUUUACCAAAAAUUUUAGGAUGCAAAGAGAACCAUAAAAUGAACAAAAAAGAACAAAAGGCAAACCACAGAACAGAAAAAUAUAUUUGUGAUACAUAUGUCGGACAAAGGACUUAAACAUAAAGAAGUCUUAAGACAACUCUAUUUAAAGUUGACAAAAACUUGAAGAAGUUCUAUGAAUGGAUCUUAAGCACAUGAAAGAGAUGGUCAACAUCAUUAGUCACUAGGAAAAUACAAAUUAAAAUGACAGAUGCAUCAGGAUGGCUAGAAUUAUAAAAGAUAAUACCAGUGUUUAUGAUGAUGUGGAGUAACUAGAACAUAUACAUUGCUGGUGGGAAUAUAAAACUUGUACAGCCACUUUGGAAAACAGGCCAUUCCUUAGAAAGUUAAAUGGACAUCUGCCAUAAUGACCCAGCAAAAAAGAUUUGUACAGGAAUGUUCAUAGGAACUUUAAUCACAGUAUUCAGAAACUGGAAACAAGUGUUCAUUAACAGGCUAAUGAAGAUAUUGUGGUAUAUCCAUACAGUGGAAUACUUUUCAGCAGCAGCAAGAAACUGUGGAUACACAUAACAACGUGGAUUAAUACAAGAAUCAUUAUGCUGAGUAAAGAAGUCAAGCAUGUAAGAAUAAAGACUCUUAAAUGACUCAAUUUAUGUGGAAUUUCUAAAGAAUGUACUACCUUAAGGAGCUGACACAAAGCUGCAAAUGGAGCUGUUUGAUCACCUUGGAGCACUGUGACCUCUCUUUCAAAAGUGUGCAAAGUUCAAAAAACAAUGUUUAUUAUUAAAGUCACAAUUUCUUGAAUAAGUAGUGCUUCAUGGAACCCUAGGAUUCUGUGGAACCCCGGUUGAAAAAGUCUGUCCUGGGAGUUCUAAUUAGUCAUUCUAACUGAUGACAUUUUUAUUUCCUUGCAAAACUGGAAGUGAUGUGGAUUUUGCUUAGAUGUAUAGGGUGUACAUCUGUGAGUCUUGGUCCCCUCAAAUCUUUUGGAGGCGAAUAGCACAUGAGUUAUUAAUGAUACAUGUCUAAAGUCUGGCUUCUUCAAUUAAUGUACCUUGGAUGCUGAGAAGAUACAUUUAGAAUAUUUGAUUUAUAGUGUGGAAAUAAUUUUUGUUAGUCUUUACCUCCCCCAUGUCCUCUACAGCAGCAGUAUAUGAGAAGUGAAAUUAAUUUCUCAAAGACUAAAACUGCUUUUGUGUUUAAUGUCUCCUCAUUAAUAUUGUUAUCACUAUGGGCUACAUUUGACUGCUUGCUUUCUGGGGGAAACAAAAGGGUGUGGUUUUUUUUGUUUUUUUUUUGUGUUUUUUUUUGCCAGAAAAAGUAGUAGUAUGUGAUUGGAGUAGGGGUCCACAAGCUAUAGCUCUGGAGCUAAGAAUGGCUUUACAUUUUUAAAGGUUGUUUUAAAAAAAUUGGCAGACACUGUGUAUGUGGCCUAUAAAGCCUAAAAUAUUUGCUGUUGAGUAAUUGCAGAUAAAGUUUGUUGACACCUGAACUAGAGGAUCUUGUAAUAUAUUUAUUUACAAUUAUUUCGUGAGUACUCUGUAAAUAUUUUCUUUAACUGUUUUGAUGUAAGAAAGCAGAAUUUAUCAUAAAUAUACUUUUAACAGCAUUGUUGAAAUAUAAUUUCUGUGUAAAACUUACGUUUAAGAUGUAUAAUUCAGUGGUUUUUAAUAUAUUUACAUUUGUACAAUCAUCACCAUAAUCUAACUAGCCCUGCAAAUGUUGAAUGAAAUUAUUUAGCCCACCAGUUUGAAAUGAACAGAAAUGAACUAAGGUUAGUAUUUUGCUAUUUGUUGAGUAACUAAAAAGAUAAAAAACUACAAGGGAAAUAAAAAUAAAAGUUUAAGAAACCAAAAUACUUAUAUGCACUCUAAGAACUGGUAUAAUAGUAAUUGGCAAUAAAAAAAUUAUUCAAAUAUAUUGAGAUAAUACCCCUUAGCAGUACAUUAGAUUAUUUUUUAUUGUUUAUUGUUUUUUUAUUUAUUUUAUUGUUUAUUUUUUAAAAAAUAUUUUAUUUAUUAGAGAGAGGGCACCAGCGGAGUGGGGGAGGGAGAAGGAGAAGCAGACUCCCUGAUGAGCAGGGAGCUCAACUCUGGGAUCACGACCUGAGCCGAAGGUAGAUGCUUAACCAACCAACUGAGCCACCCAGGCACCCCAGUACAUUAGAUUAUCAAUGUGGUAGAGUUCUUUCAGGAAUUCUUAAAAGUCCAUGAAAAAACCCAUGAAGUCAUAGUUUGACUUACAGCAUUUUUUCCCCUUAGUGAUUUGUGCAGUAGUGCUGUGUUCUAUAAUUGAUGGCAUCUUAAAUUUGGUGAAAUAUGGUAUGUUUGAAAUGAUGUAUUCAUAAGUCAGGUAUUCCAGAGGAGGAUUCAGAACAUUUCAGGCAAUAAAAAUAUUAAAAUUAAUCACUAGGAAAAGAUUUGGUCUAAAAGAGCUACUUAUAUUUUGAGGUAAUAAAAUAGUGCUCAUCUAAAAUUUUAGCAAUUCAGGCCUUUCAUUAAUCCACAUUACUCCUGUGAUGAUUUUUGAAUACUUGAGAGUUUUAAAGUUUUCAUGUAGACGCUAAAUAUGAGCCUUAAGAUUCUUCCCAACUCGGGGCGCCUGGGUGGCACAGCGGUUAAGCGUCUGCCUUCGGCUCAGGGCGUGAUCCCAGGGUUAUGGGAUCGAGCCCCACGUCAGGCUCUUCCACUAUGAG